AUGGCUGACGCAAUGCGAUACACCGUCUAUCGUGGUACAUUUGUUCAACUUCCACGCCUUAAUUCCAGCUCGGCCAAGCCGGAGCUGGUUCGAACCCAGGGUGUCCUGUGGGUCUCUUCAGAGGAUGCCCGCAUUAGAGGAUAUGAUUGGCAAAUCAACGAUGAUGCCAGCUUUCAAUCGUUCCUGUCUAGUCAAGGCUGGAAUGAUGCCGACGUUACAGUUGUGGAGUCCAAUGAUGAACAAAACGAGUUUUUCUUCCCUGGAUUCGUUGAUACCCAUAUCCACGCGCCGCAGUAUCCCAACUUAGGGCUGUUCGGGUCAAAAGGCCUCCUGUCCUGGCUGAAUGAAUACACAUUUCCAAUGGAAGCCAGCUUCGGCUCCAAGUCAGAUCCACACAACAAAGACAACGAUCCCAAACAUACAUCACCGGAAAGCCUCCGGGCAUAUGAUGAAGUAGUUGCCAAGACUCUUGCCCACGGCACAACUUGUGCAUCUUAUUUCGCUACUAUCCACGUUCCUGCCACCAAUGCCCUCGCGGCGCUUUGCCACAAACAUGGCCAGCGCGCCUUCAUCGGCCGCGUCUGUAUGGACAACCCUGAUCAGUGUCCGUCCUACUACAUCGAUCAAACCGCGGACGAAGGCUUAAACGCAACAAUCAGGACCAUCGAUUACAUAAAAAAGCUGGACCCGAACGGAACAUUGCUCAACCCAAUUGUGACACCCAGGUUUGCCCCAAGCUGCUCAAACCACUCCCUCGAUGGCCUUGGAAAGCUAGCUGCAUCACAUGACCCGCCCCUCUGGAUCCAGACGCACAUCUCCGAAAACUUGGACGAGAUUGAUCUCGUCCAGCAACUGUUCCCAGAGUCAUCCAGCUACGCUGACGUCUACGACAAGGCUGGCCUGCUUACCAAACGUACCAUCCUCGCACAUGGUGUGCACCUCACUAAAGAUGAGAUUACUCUAAUCCGCGAGCGCGGCUCCAAGGUUGCGCACUGCCCAUCAUCAAACUCUGCCCUGGGUUCUGGACUUGCUCCUGUCCGCUUCAUGCUUGAUCAAGGUGUCACUGUUGGUUUAGGCACGGAUGUGGCCGGCGGAUACAGCCCCAGUAUACUUGAAGUUGCGCGACAGGCCAGUCUGGUGUCUCGUGUGGUUCAAUAUAGCGCGGAAUAUCAAGCACUGAUGGGCAACAAAACAUCCGAUGGAAGUGAGAAGCUUUUGGUCGAUGAGGCUCUCUAUCUAGCCACGCGCGGCGGUGCAGCAGUCGUUGACAUGGCGGAUGACAUUGGCGGCUUCGAUAGGGGUAUGAUUUGGGAUGCGCAGCUGAUUAGGUUGGGUACUAGUGUGAAAGGCACUACCACUAGCCCGCUUGGUGUGGCUUCUCUCACUGAUCGAGCUGUCCAGUCUGGCCCAGUGGGAAAUAUUGAUUUGUUUGGAAAUGAGACUUGGCAGGAGCAGAUUCAAAAGUGGAUGUGGAGUGGUGAUGAUCGAAAUGUGAAGAAUGUGUGGGUUCAAGGCAGACUGGUCCACUCCAAAGAUGAGUGA
This is a messenger RNA of Penicillium antarcticum, 1542 nucleotides long. RefSeq lists its product as uncharacterized. Gene Ontology annotation, cellular component: cytosol. Gene Ontology annotation, biological process: guanine metabolic process. The record is from RefSeq and is a predicted model, not a curated record. Bases 1 to 1542 code for a protein of 513 amino acids. Gene Ontology annotation, molecular function: zinc ion binding; guanine deaminase activity. The transcript has a single exon. NCBI's taxonomy places the organism in Eukaryota, Fungi, Ascomycota, Eurotiomycetes, Eurotiales, Aspergillaceae.